Molecule: messenger RNA, 3386 nt
Organism: Podarcis raffonei (Aeolian wall lizard)
Lineage: Eukaryota; Metazoa; Chordata; Lepidosauria; Squamata; Lacertidae
Gene: NMT1
Product: N-myristoyltransferase 1
Exons: 12
Coding region: 2-1573 (523 amino acids)
Biological process (GO): N-terminal peptidyl-glycine N-myristoylation
Cellular component (GO): cytoplasm
Molecular function (GO): glycylpeptide N-tetradecanoyltransferase activity
Source: RefSeq, a predicted model, not a curated record
GAUGACUACAAGUCCCAAAGUUCCUUGCGGCCGGCCGCCCAAUCGCGGCCCGUCUUCGGCUUCUUUUGCGCAGGCGCGGCAGCCGGCGCGGCUGCCCUUCGCCAAGAUGGCGGACGACAGUGAUACAGCAGUGAGGCGGCCGUCAGGGGAGGAGGAGAACGACCAGCAGCACUGCAGCGACUGCGAGAAUGAGGACGAGCACAACUGCAACCGAGGUGGCUUAAGCCCAGCUGAUGACAGUGGGGGGAAAAAGAAGAAAAAGAAACAGAAGCGGAAGAAGGAAAAGUCGGAUCAAGUUGAUUCAGCCCAAGAUCAGACAGUAAAGGUGACCUUGCCGGCAGAAAGAAUGCAGGAGAUUCAAAAGGCCAUUGAGCUGUUCUCCGUAGGACAAGGACCUGCCAAGACAAUGGAAGAAGCCACCAAACGCAGCUAUCAGUUCUGGGACACACAGCCAGUUCCCAAAUUAGGAGAAGUAGUGAACACUCACGGACCUGUUGAACCAGACAAGGACAACAUCCGCCAGGAGCCCUACACUUUGCCUCAGGGUUUUAUGUGGGAUGCUCUGGACUUGGGGGAUCGAGGUGUGCUCAAAGAGCUGUACACUCUCCUGAAUGAGAACUACGUGGAAGAUGAUGACAACAUGUUCCGGUUUGAUUAUUCACCAGAGUUCCUCCUGUGGGCUUUGCGUCCUCCAGGCUGGCUGCCCCAGUGGCACUGUGGUGUGAGAGUCAUUUCCAGCAAGAAGCUGGUUGGCUUCAUCAGUGCUAUCCCGGCUGCUAUACACAUAUAUGACACGGAAAAGAAGAUGGUAGAAAUAAACUUCCUUUGUGUGCACAAGAAACUGCGUUCCAAGCGGGUGGCCCCUGUGCUGAUCCGGGAGAUCACCCGACGGGUCCACUUGGAGGGGAUUUUCCAGGCUGUUUACACUGCCGGUGUGGUACUGCCAAAGCCUGUUGGUACCUGUAGGUACUGGCACCGGUCCCUGAAUCCACGCAAGCUGAUUGAAGUAAAGUUUUCCCACCUGAGCAGGAACAUGACUAUGCAACGCACCAUGAAGCUCUAUCGGCUUCCGGAGACUCCAAAGACCCCAGGGCUGCGGCCGAUGGAGCAGAGAGACAUCCCUGCUGUGCACAAACUUCUGGCUGAGUAUCUGAAGCUCUUCAACUUGACCCCUGUCAUGAAUGAGGAGGAGGUGGAGCACUGGUUUCUACCCCAGCCCAACAUCAUAGACACAUUUGUAGUUGAGAACACCGAUGGGGAGGUGACCGACUUCCUGAGUUUCUACACCCUGCCCUCCACUAUUAUGAAUCACCCAACCCACAAGAGCUUGAAGGCGGCCUAUUCAUUCUACAAUGUCCACACCAAGACACCACUUCUCGACCUCAUGAACGAUGCCCUUAUAUUGGCCAAGAUGAGGGGCUUCGAUGUUUUCAAUGCACUGGAUCUCAUGGAGAACAAGACCUUCCUGGAGAAGCUGAAAUUCGGGAUUGGAGAUGGAAAUCUGCAGUAUUAUCUCUACAAUUGGAAAUGCCCCAGCAUGGGGCCAGAGAAGGUUGGCUUGGUGCUGCAGUAACCAGUAAUCUCUGGAGAAGUGCUGGCAAAGCCGCUGAAACGGGCUAGAGUGGAACUGCUGGCCGUUGCCGUUCAGAUGUCUAUGGAAGUGCAACCCUCCCGCGGAGGAGCUGGCGCCCCCCUACACUGGCCAUGCGGACCGUCCACUGACACUUCUGAUGAUUGUACCAUGCGCCUCGGAGUGCGCCGACAUGUUAGCAUCAGCACUUGGCCUCCUCUCCCCCCCCCCCCGCCCCGUACAACCACGAUCAAGGGAAUGUAACUGCUGAAAAACUAGCUCACAAUUGGCAUAUAUUGGAGUUAACGGGUGAAUAAUAAUAAAAAAAUAUAUUAUAUAUUCUAUACUUUAACCAUGUUUGCUGUUCAGCGGAACUGGGACUGGAACCACGGGGUUGCUUAGCUUUCUGUUGUAGAAAUAGCGUUGAAAAUGGCCCAGAUUGCCCCACCCAUCACCAGCAAAAUUAGUGUUGUGUGGUGCAUCCCAACACCCAGCCAUAUCCAGUGUUUCUCUUGUGACAUCCAAAGCACAAUUGAGCUUCAGUGUGAGUUUUCUCUGGUCUGGUUGCCCAAGGCUGGUGCUAGUUAAUGAUGUUGGGGUUUGUUUGUUUUUUAAAGCCAAUUUUCUGCCUUGUGCAUGCAGCAAAGGGCUAACGUGCUUAAUACUCCUUUCAGCUUUUCUUUUGGAAAGAAAUAAAGGGCUAAUUUAGUGACUUACGGAGCUGUCGCAGAGCUGAACUCUUGUGGGAUGAUGUAUGUAGCUGUCCCAUCUCUCCUGUCCUGGACUUGUGCUAAGGUUUGUCGCUGCAACACUUGACUCUCCAAACUGUUAACAGCCUGUGCCUUUUGGCUCUUAAAAUCCAUGUUGGCCAUGCCUUGCUUUAUGGGAGCAGUUCUUCAUUUCCCCCCUCCAAGAGAUGGGAGUUAUUUGGGGCUUGCAAUGUCUUGAAACUACAGCUCUACCCCAUCUGUGUUUUCCUACAACAGAAUCGAACGCGCUGCCCGUUUUUCGACCUUUCCUGAGCUGCAGCGUCUCCCUUCUGCUUAAGUCAACUAACAGUUCGCUUGUACUGCCCAGCCCUGAAAAGAACAUUUUUGUGCUCCCUUCUGUGAGAAUCUGCUGAUAUUAUGAGAAACUUUCCUGGCAGUUGUGCCUGUUGCCUGUCCGCAUAAACCCAUGAGAAUUUCAUUCAAGCUACCAUGGGAAUGGCUAUCUGUAACUUUGCCAAUGAAUACUUGCAACGGGAGACAGACCAUAUUAUGUUGCUGGUGUAUCUGUUGCAGCAAGGUUAUUUUACUUCCUGAAGUUGGGAAGAUCAGGCCUUCAUUCGAGGGCUUCUACUCAGUGACCUCUUUCAAGGAAGAGGCUUUCCAGUUUCCCAGUGAAAAUGUGACCCAACACUAAGCAGAUAUGUCUUCCUACACCCACCCUUGCUGCCCGUCUUCCAAAAUCAGCGGAUUUGCUAUCUGUGCAGUGAACAAGAUGGAUGGGCCUUGUCUUACAGAGGGCUCUCCCAAGUUGCCAUGGUGGGAAACACCAUCAGGGAAAUGGGCUUUUCAAAAGGUCUUCUCCAUAUCUGGAAGGCGUUGGAAGUCAUUGCUGGAAAACAAGGAUGGCUGAAAAGGAAGCAGGGACCGUGAAGAAGAGCAGGAGGGAGGAAUUGGCCUCCCAUAAAUUAAAGAGGUGCCACUUGGAUCUGUGAAAACCCAUCAGUGACGUUUGUGGUGGGAGACAGCCACUAUUCAAGUUCUGAGCUGAGAUCCUAGGAAGGGUGUACCUGUAUCGUAGCCAAGUCAGUGGCUUUUAUGUUGUUGUU